AUGGAGAACCUCAGUGAGCUCCAGAACCCGUUGUUGGACAAAAACAGUAAGCACAUGGUGAACGGUUAUGGGGGAGACUUCCCUAAUAACCAGUACCAGGAAAACAUUAUUAAUUAUUUUGCUGGAGGAGGAGGCGGUGGUGGAGGUGAGGGCGGAGGAGGAGGUGGAGGAAAGGUAAAUAACAGCAACGUGGUAAGCGGAGGAGGAUACAAUACCAACGGGAAGGUGAAAUCUCAACAACUUUUGGACGCCACCUCGCUGCAUCUGGCAGUAGAGGCCUUCUACAGGCCCAACUUCAUUCUAUACAAGGAGGACAGCGGCAGCAUCAAGGCUAAGGAAUACAAAAGUGAGUGCUGUGAGACCACCUUCACGGAGAAGAAGGCGAAGGAGGCAUCCAACACAGCAGGGGCAGACACGCCUGGCACAGAGGAUCCUCAGGCGAAGUUGCUGGAGGACGGCGAACACAUCAAGAUCCAAACAGUUUCCUACGAGGUGGAGGAGGAGGAGUACGUGGAGUAUGAGACGGAUUGCUCCAGUGACAGUGAGAGCGAGGACAACUUCAUUGUCGUCCCUCCACGAGACCACCUUGGCCUGGCCAUCUUCUCGAUGCUCUGCUGUUUCUGGCCUCUGGGGAUUGCAGCAUUUUACUUCUCACAGGGGACCACCAAGGCAGUGAACAAAGGUGACUUCCCACUGGCCAACAUCGCCUCCCGACGGGCUUUGUUCCUCGCUGCCCUCUCCAUCACUAUAGGCACCGGUGUGUAUGUGGGGGUAGUGGUAGCUCUCAUUGCAUACCUUUCUAAACCAGGACACAUAUAG
Molecule: messenger RNA, 819 nt
Organism: Toxotes jaculatrix (banded archerfish)
Lineage: Eukaryota; Metazoa; Chordata; Actinopteri; Toxotidae
Gene: syndig1l
Product: synapse differentiation inducing 1-like
Exons: 3
Coding region: 1-819 (272 amino acids)
Cellular component (GO): intracellular membrane-bounded organelle; membrane
Source: RefSeq, a predicted model, not a curated record